GUAAACAUAAGAAAUUUCAAAGCAUUUUUCAAUUAACAAAAGCAAAGUAAACAUGGUGGUUAAAGUUUAUGGUUCAAUAAGGGCAGCAUGUCCUCAGAGAGUGCUGGCUUGCCUCAUAGAAAAAGAGAUAGAAUUUGAAAUUGUCCAUGUUGAUCUUGAUAAAGGAGAACAAAAGCAACCUGAAUUUCUUCUCCUCCAGCCUUUUGGUCAAGUUCCAGUAAUAGAGGACGGUGAUUUGAGACUCUUUGAAUCAAGGGCUAUUGUAAGGUACUACGCAGAAAAAUAUGCGGACCGUGGACCUGACCUACUUGGCAAAACAUUAGAAGAGAAAGCUGUGGUGGACCAAUGGCUUGAAGUAGAAGCACACAACUUCAAUGAUUUGUGCUUCAACAUCAUGUUUAAUCUUGUAAUCUUACCAAGGAUGGGAAAGCCUGGAGACAUAGGUUUAGUUCAUAGUUGUGAAGAGAAGUUAGAGAAAGUGUUUGAUGUGUAUGAAAGUAGGCUCUCUAAAAGCACUUAUCUUGGUGGUGAUAAUUUCAGUUUGGCUGAUCUUAGUCAUCUUCCUGGAAUUGGACAUCUUAUAGAGGAAGCAAAAAUGGGACAUUUGGUUAGUGAGAGGAAGAAUGUGAAUGCUUGGUGGAAGAAGAUUUCAAGUAGGCCAGCUUGGAAGAAAUUGAAGAAUUUGGUUGGUUAAGUAAGAAGCAGAUCUUUGUCUUAUUCAUAUAAUA
Molecule: messenger RNA, 728 nt
Organism: Lathyrus oleraceus (garden pea)
Lineage: Eukaryota; Viridiplantae; Streptophyta; Magnoliopsida; Fabales; Fabaceae
Product: glutathione S-transferase F11
Exons: 3
Coding region: 53-694 (213 amino acids)
Biological process (GO): glutathione metabolic process
Cellular component (GO): cytoplasm
Molecular function (GO): glutathione transferase activity; glutathione binding
Source: RefSeq, a predicted model, not a curated record